AGCUGUCUUCUUUCUAUAAAAAUCCACUCAGACUUAGUGAUGGUUGCUGUCAACAAGGAGUGAGUGGUUGAAACUUCAACCCACGAACCGAAUUAUAAAUUUACAUCUCACCCGUCUUGGUGGAGCGCACAAUUGCAGCAGCCAUGGCCGCAUUCUUCCACCUUCAUCUUCUCCUCUCUGCGUUGAGCUUGGUAACGGCCCAGCAGCUGAGUGCAAACUUCUACGACAAGAGCUGCCCGGGCUUGCCUUCGCUGGCAACUAGUGUCGUGAGCAGCGCGGUAGCCAAGGAGCCUCGCAUGGCGGCCUCCCUCCUCCGCCUCCACUUCCACGAUUGCUUCGUCAAUGGCUGCGACGCAUCCUUGCUGCUGGACGACACGAGCAGUAUCACCAGCGAGAAGAACGCACUGCCAAACAGGAGAUCGGUGCGGGGAUUCGAAGUCAUCGACGACAUCAAGAGCAAGGUGGAGCAGCAGUGCAAGGGCGUCGUGUCCUGCGCCGAUAUUGUCUCCCUUGCCGCUCGAGAGGCUGUCGUUCUUUCGGGAGGACCAACAUGGACCGUUGUCUACGGUCGGAGAGACAGCACAAGCGCCAGCAUGGACACUGCAAACCAGGACUUGCCUUCCUUCUUUGACAAUGCAACGCGGCUGGUUGCCAGAUUCAAGGCCAAAGGGCUGAGUGCCAGAGACAUGGUUGCCUUGUCCGGUGGCCACACUAUCGGCCAUGCUCAGUGUGUGUUCUUCCGUGACCGUCUCUACAACUUCAGCGGUUCUGGCAGCUCCGAUCCCAUUCUCCAGCAGCACUACGUGACUGAACUGAAGCAGCAGUGCCCCUCAGCAACCCACGACCGCUCUAUCUCCGCAUUCGAUCCCACCACUCCCGCAGGAUUCGACAACAUCUACUUCAAACUCCUACAGGUGAACAAAGGCCUCUUCCGCUCCGACCAAGUCCUGUAUUCCACACCUGGAGACACGCAGGAUGCCGUCAACGCCUACAGCAGCAGCAAAGCCGCCUUCUUCAAGGACUUUGCCGAUGCAAUGGUAAAGAUGGGCAACCUCUCGCCGUUGACUGGAAGCAAAGGCCAAAUCCGAGCCAACUGCAGGCUAGUCAACAGUUAGUCCACCUGAAACACACAAAAGGAAUC
Messenger RNA from Selaginella moellendorffii, 1141 nucleotides. Its product is annotated as cationic peroxidase 1. Gene Ontology annotation, molecular function: peroxidase activity; heme binding. Bases 144 to 1115 code for a protein of 323 amino acids. The record is from RefSeq and is a predicted model, not a curated record. Gene Ontology annotation, biological process: response to oxidative stress; hydrogen peroxide catabolic process. The transcript has 2 exons. NCBI's taxonomy places the organism in Eukaryota, Viridiplantae, Streptophyta, Lycopodiopsida, Selaginellales, Selaginellaceae.